Aureobasidium melanogenum CBS 110374 is the source of this 357-nucleotide messenger RNA. RefSeq lists its product as uncharacterized. Lineage: Eukaryota; Fungi; Ascomycota; Dothideomycetes; Dothideales; Saccotheciaceae. The record is from RefSeq and is a predicted model, not a curated record. Bases 1 to 357 code for a protein of 118 amino acids. The transcript has a single exon.
AUGUGCCUCCUCGGCCACUAUACCCGAAUCAGAUUUAUGCUUCUCUUGUCCAUCGGUGCAUACCAUCCGAACUCAUCCGUUGCAGCGAGCACGAGAGCCUCUUUUGACUCAGCAAGCCGUGUCCCUCUGCACGACGGCAUGUACACGACUGAGCAUAUCAAAAUCGACUCCCUUGUCGCUCUGCUACGUGCGCCGGCGUCCAAAGUGUUGCUUCUAUUCAUAUCUUUGGCCGAUCCGCACGAAGCUCGCGAGCUAAACAGAGUCACUAAAUCCGACUCGCGUGCCAAUGCCAAUACUCCUCUCUCCUUGUCUUCCAAGGCAGGCAGAGGGUGCGGGCCAGGGAAGGACUCUAUGUAA